Symbiodinium pilosum is the source of this 864-nucleotide messenger RNA. Lineage: Eukaryota; Dinophyceae; Suessiales; Symbiodiniaceae. The record is from the annotation of a GenBank genome assembly.
AUGAUGCAGCAUAUCCCAGACGGAGGUGUGCUUUGUUUAGUCUCCAAAAUUCCCUUUUUUGACUUCAGCUUCACACUGCUGGAAGUCUUCCGAGAAAACCUGCAGCAGGCUCCGGCCAUCCUCGAGCGGCUCAAUCGGGCAGGGAUGGAACGCCUGGCGCGCGGAGUGGAUGUGUCCGACCUCCUCAAGUCUCAAACUUCCCCUUGCAUUCUGGGCCUUUCGGCGAUGAGCCAACAGAUGCCUCGACAGUUGCUUUCUCCGGGAUGUGAGUGGUCGCACUUCCGGAACUUGAACCAGCCCCAGACAUGUACUCCUUUGGCGCAUACGUUUGGAAGGUGGACCAUUUGGUGGGGCCUACUUACGCUGCUCAUGCGCUGGGGUGACAAGCUUCUGGAGGUAGUGCUGAAGCUCUUGCCCUGCGUCCUGCUCGAGCAGCAGGUAUUGUUGGUCGGCGAUGCGCAAAGGGCUUGCGUGGUGGCUUUGCUGCUGCGCGGUUUGCUUUGGCCAUUCCGCUGGCAGCAUCCGUUCAUAUGUGCGCCGCUGCCUCCAGAAGCACUGCGAGAGCUCCCGUUGCUGGAAGCUACCAUGCCAUUGAUCAUGGCCUUCGGGGAGAUGCCGAUGCUGAGCCACUUCUGGGGAUACGACACUGUGUACCAACUUCCUCCCAGCAUCAUUGCCGGAGUGUUGCGCAACGAGUGGGUUUACAUUAGCGACAAGCUGGAAACAGUUGGUGGUCUACCAGGAAACAGCAUCAAGCUUCCUGCUUUUGUGCAGAUGGCCCUCAGGAACGAAAUCAAGGAGGCCAGACGUAGCUUCCGACAGUCGGCGACAAAGCUCCAAGCGCUUCUGGAGAUCGUGCCCAAG